AUGGACGAUGCAGAACUUAUUAAAAAAGCCGCAAGAUUAUUAAAAGGAGAGACAUUAACAAAGGAACAAAAGAACUUGUAUACAUUGCAUGCCAAAAAAAAGCAUAGAAUAAAACGUUUAAAAAUUCAUGUAUAUAAAAAAAAUGAACAAUGGAGUAUUGAUUUAGCAGAUUUAAACUCAUUGUCAGGGUAUAAUAAUCAAUAUCGUUAUUUGCUUGUGUGUAUUGAUGUGGGGACACGUUUUGCUUUUGUGAAAUUACUAAAAACAAAAACGGCCAAAAAUGUUGCGGCUAAAUUUGAAGAGAUUAUUCUUGAAAAUGGUUCGCCUGAAAAAAUACAAGCCGAUGAGGGAACAGAAUUCAAUAAUAUCAAAAAAAUUCUUGCCCCUAAAUAUAAUUUUACACUAUUUCAUACACAAAAUCGUGAUAUAAAAGCUGCACAUGCAGAAAGAUUUAUUGAAACUAUCAAGAACAUGAUUCAAAGUACGCUGACUAUGUUUUCAAGCUAUCGAUUUAUUAAAUAUCUUCCGCUUAUUGUCGAAAGAUAUAACGAGGCACCACAUCGGGGUGUUUACGGGUUAAAGCCUGUUGACUUGUACAAGAAUGAAAAAAUGCCCGCAUUUUUAAAGUUUAAAAUCCUAAAAAAUUACUUAUCGGGUUCACAUCCAACCACAAGUUUGUUACGUACAGGUCAAACCGUACGUAUUGCGAGACUUAAAAUAACAUUUUUGAAAAAUCCAGCUUAA
Paramuricea clavata is the source of this 744-nucleotide messenger RNA. The record is from the annotation of a GenBank genome assembly. Lineage: Eukaryota; Metazoa; Cnidaria; Anthozoa; Malacalcyonacea; Plexauridae.